Populus euphratica (Euphrates poplar) is the source of this 1556-nucleotide messenger RNA. Its product is annotated as serine/threonine-protein kinase D6PKL1-like. The transcript is spliced from 2 exons. Gene Ontology annotation, molecular function: protein kinase activity; ATP binding. Gene Ontology annotation, biological process: protein phosphorylation. The coding region runs from base 169 to 1497 and encodes 442 amino acids. Lineage: Eukaryota; Viridiplantae; Streptophyta; Magnoliopsida; Malpighiales; Salicaceae. The record is from RefSeq and is a predicted model, not a curated record.
CCAUGUCCUUACAGAUCCCCGGCCCACCAUUCCUCCCUAAUUUCCGGCCCAUACUCGGCCCAUAUCUCUCUCUCUCUCUUCAAAAAACCAAAUCUCCCACUCUCUCUCUCUCUAUAAUUUUAUUCACCUCUUCUCUGUCUAUCUCCCUCCCUCCUCUCUCUCUCUGUAAUGGAGCCUCCUCCAUGGCUGGACGAUUUAGCCGACGACCUCCAAAGCAUAAGUUUCACAUCCACCGCUACAACAACAACAACCACACUCCACCGGAGCACCAGCUCCGGCUCCUCCUCCGCCUCACUCACUCCUGCUCCCUCCACUCACACAUCUUUCUCCUCUAAAUCCACAAGCAAACACUCCCUCUCCCUCUCCCUCUCUGAUCUCCGCUUCUCCCUCCGCCUGGGUUCCGGCGACAUCGGUUCCGUUUACCUAGUCGAACUCAAAGCUAAACCUAAUGAGAAGGAAUCUCAGGUUUUUGCGGCGAAAAUCAUGGAUAAGAAGGAGUUAGUUAGCAGAAGUAAAGAAGGAAGAGCGAGGACUGAGCGGGAAAUACUUGAAACUCUGGAUCAUCCGUUUUUGCCUACAUUAUACGCUUGUAUUGAAUCUCAACGAUGGCUAUGUUUGCUAACGGAGUUUUGCCCCGGCGGUGACCUUCAUGUUCUCCGUCAACGCCAGCCUCUUAAACGAUUCGAAGAAACCGCUGUCAGGUUCUUUGCAUCGGAGGUGAUUGUGGCUUUAGAGUACCUUCAUAUGAUGGGGAUUGUUUACCGUGAUCUCAAGCCUGAAAAUGUUCUUGUUCGAUCAGAUGGUCAUAUAAUGCUCACUGAUUUUGACCUCUCGUUAAAAUGUGAUGAUUCUACGUCAACGCCUCAGAUCAUCUCCGACAAAAACCACGCUGCUGCAGCCCCAAAAAAUGACUACCGGGUUGAGCAUCCUCCUUAUACUUCAUCUUCAUGCAUUAUUCCCAACUGUAUAGUCCCUGCUGUUUCAUGUUUUCACCCAAGACGUAAACGCAAGAAGAAGAUGGGCAACCGUGGUGGGCCUGAGUUCGUAGCCGAGCCCGUUGAUGUUCGGUCCAUGUCAUUUGUUGGGACCCACGAGUAUUUGGCGCCGGAGAUUGUAUCCGGCGAGGGCCAUGGUAGUCCUGUGGAUUGGUGGACACUAGGAAUAUUCAUGUUCGAACUAUUUUAUGGGGUUACGCCUUUUAGAGGUGUUGACCAUGAGCUAACCCUGGCUAAUAUCGUGGCUCGAGCACUCGAGUUCCCUAAAGAACCAGCUGUGCCUGCCACAGCCAAGGACCUUAUUUCGCAGCUACUGAUUAAAGAUCCGGCAAGACGAAUGGGUUCCACCAUGGGUGCAUCGGCAGUCAAGCACCAUCCUUUUUUCCAAGGGGUUAAUUGGGCAUUGUUGAGAUGUACACCUCCACCAUAUGUUCCUCCACCAUUUAAUACAGAAGUUGUAUCAGAUGAAAGUUGUCCUGAGACCCCUGUAGAAUAUUAUUAGUAAUUUGAGCAAAAGAAUUAAUAAAUACCUCUCACAAUAGUCUGGUCAUUUCUUGAUUA